AUGGCAACAACACCGAAGAUGCUGAUUCCGACACUAUCACCUCUCGGAAGUCCACGGUCCAAAAAACCAACCGAUCCAACCUGGCCCGAGAUCACACUAGAGCAGCCCUCCGGCAAGACCAAAUCAACCGGCUCCAAAUCCACAAAACUCCUCCGCCGCGUCCGCUCCGUAUUCCGCUCCCUCCCGAUCAUAUCCCCGAUGUGUAAAUUCCCAGGCACAGGGACACGUGUCCACGAGAACCACGUCCACGGAGGGACACGCGUCACGGGGACCCUCUUCGGUUACCGCAAGACGCGUGUGAACUUAGCGAUCCAGGAGAAUCCUCGCUCCCUCCCGAUCCUCGUGUUGGAGCUGGCCAUCCCCACGGCGAAGCUACUGCAUGAUCUCGGGGUUGGUUUGGUUAGGAUCGCGCUGGAGUGCGAGAAGAAGCCUAGCGAGAAGGUUAAGAUUGUCGACGAGACGAUUUGGGGUUUGUAUUGUAACGGGAAGAAGUCUGGUUACGGGGUGAAGAGAGAGGCGACGGAGGAGGAUUUGGUGGUUAUGCAGAUGCUUCAUGCGGUGUCGAUGGGAGCUGGUGUGUUGCCGGUGAGUGGUGGAGGAGGGCGGGAAGAAGGGGAUUUGACUUUUAUGAGAGCUUAUUUUGAGAGAGUGAUUGGGUCGAGAGAUUCGGAGACUUAUUACAUGAUGAAUCCUGAUGGGAAUAGUGGGCCUGAGCUCAGUAUCUUCUUCGUUCGGGUUUAAAACGUCGUCGUUGCUUAGGUGGAAGUAAAACAAAACUAGACACGUGGAUAUGUGUGUCUCGGUAAAUCAUUUUUUCAUUUUGCUUUUUGCUAAUUUAUUUUUCGAUUUGGUAAUCAAUGAUUAAUUGGUGAUGUAAUAUUUGCUACAUCUUCUGUUGCUGUGAUUUUGAGGGAAAUGUUUGGAGAAGUCAAAUCCGAGUAGAGAUGAUCUUGUAGUUUUGGUAUUUUG
Messenger RNA from Eruca vesicaria subsp. sativa (arugula), 969 nucleotides. Lineage: Eukaryota; Viridiplantae; Streptophyta; Magnoliopsida; Brassicales; Brassicaceae. The record is from the annotation of a GenBank genome assembly.